This is a messenger RNA of Ostertagia ostertagi, 891 nucleotides long. The record is from the annotation of a GenBank genome assembly. Lineage: Eukaryota; Metazoa; Nematoda; Chromadorea; Rhabditida; Trichostrongylidae.
UUUCCGCCACCCUCUCUGCCUCGUUUCGACCUUAUUCAAUACAUUGGUGUUAACGCCGUCGCCAUUGCUUUGACAGCAGUCGCGAUUCACUUAACUGUUGCGAAAAUCGUCGAGAAACGCUACAAAUACAAGAUCAACCAUGGACAGGAAUUGUAUGCUCUCGGCUUCGUCGGUGUUUUGUCUUCAUUUUUCCCAGUAUUCCCAGUUACCUCUGGUUUUGCUCGAAGUGUAGUUGGAGCUGCUGUUGGAAGCAGUACUCAGACUAUAUGGUUAAUGAGUAUGGUACUGACAGUUUGCUUCGACAUGGGAGAAGGCCUACUGCUUGCCACGGGCUUCGCUGUGUUAACAACGAUAAUCCGAAUGCAGAGACCGAAAUGGCACUUUCUCUCUCGCGAUUCUGAUUCGGAUAGUUUCAAGGAAACGAAGAAGAAGCAUUUGGAGUUUGUGGGAGGAAAUGUUUGUGUAUUUCGCAUGGAUGCACCGCUAAUAUUUACGAGUGUUGAUCGAUUUACAACGGCUGUGUGGCAAUGUGUGAAGACUUUCGAGCGUUCGAAGGCGGAAUCCUUCAUCACAAUCGAUCAGAUGAACUCCGCCAACACAGACGACAUUUUUGAGAAGAAAUCUCGUGCAGCGUAUAAAAGCAUAGCCAAUGAGGACCGCUGUCGACUUGUUAUUGACUGCAGCGGAUUCCCUUAUGUGGACUAUCUCGGUCUCACAACGCUGAAAACGGUUGUUGCCGAUCUCAUCACCGCCAAUGUUCAAACAUUCCUGGUAGUACAGAAAGGUGACCUGAGGAAGUUGUUCGAAGUCACCGACUUCUAUGAGACUGUGGAAAGAGACCGAGUUUUCGAGAAAUUGGACCAGGCGGUGAAGCAAGCUGAAGAGAGGUAG